ACUUUUCCACAACAGAUUCAUCACUUUCUACAGACAGUUGUUUCUUUCUCUCUCUGUUUCUCGCGAUUAUCGAGCGCCAUGGUUCUCUCCAAAACGGCAUCGCAGACGGACGUUUCUGUCCAUUCAACCUUCGCCUCUCGCUAUGUGCGCACAGUUCUUCCCAGGUUCAAGAUGGGAGAGCUAUCGAUCCCGAAGGAAGCGGCGUACCAGAUCAUAAACGACGAGCUGAUGUUGGACGGAAAUCCGAGGCUGAACCUGGCGUCGUUUGUGACGACGUGGAUGGAGCCUGAAUGUGACAAACUCAUAAUGGCUGCCAUUAACAAAAACUAUGUGGACAUGGAUGAGUACCCUGUCACCACUGAACUUCAGAAUCGUUGCGUUAACAUGAUAGCUCACCUUUUCAAUGCACCACUGGGAGAGUCAGAAGCUGCCGUUGGUGUUGGUACGGUUGGCUCAUCAGAGGCCAUAAUGUUGGCUGGAUUGGCAUUCAAAAGGAGAUGGCAGAAUAGAAGGAAAGAAGAAGGGAAGCCUUGUGAUAGUCCCAAUAUUGUUACUGGUGCCAAUGUUCAGGUUUGCUGGGAGAAAUUUGCAAGGUACUUUGAGGUGGAGUUGAAAGAGGUGAAGCUGAGUGAUGGAUACUUUGUAAUGGACCCUGAAAAAGCAGUGGAAAUGGUGGAUGAGAACACCAUUUGUGUUGCUGCUAUCCUUGGUUCCACUUUGAACGGAGAGUUUGAAGAUGUCAAGCGCUUAAAUGAUCUCCUACUAGAAAAGAAUCAGGCAACUGGAUGGGACACUCCAAUUCAUGUGGAUGCAGCCAGUGGUGGAUUCAUUGCACCAUUUCUUUAUCCAGAGCUUGAGUGGGACUUUCGGCUACCACUAGUGAAGAGCAUCAAUGUUAGUGGACACAAAUAUGGUCUAGUCUAUGCUGGAAUUGGUUGGGUCAUUUGGAGAACCAAGGAAGACCUUCCUGAGGAACUCAUUUUCCACAUUAACUAUCUCGGAGCUGAUCAACCCACCUUCACCCUCAACUUCUCCAAAGGUUCUAGCCAAGUUAUUGCCCAGUACUACCAACUAAUUCGACUGGGUUUUGAGGGAUACAAAAUGGUGAUGGAAAACUGCACAGACAACAUGGCAGUGCUUAAGGAAGGACUAGAGAAAACUGAAAAGUUCACCAUUGUGUCUAAAGACAUCGGUGUCCCAUUGGUGGCCUUCACUUUGAAGGACCACAGCCACUUCAAUGAGUUCCAAAUCUCUGAUCUUCUGAGGCGCUAUGGAUGGAUUGUGCCAGCAUACACUAUGCCCCCAGAUGCAGAACAUGUCACAGUGCUUCGUGUUGUGGUUAGGGAGGACUUCUCUCGCACCCUUGCGGAGCGUCUUGUCACUGAUCUCACCAAAGUGGUGCGCGAGCUGGAGCUGCUUCCUGCUAGGGUAAUCAGCAGCACCGUAACGACUACUGCCGGAGAAGAUGGUGAAGUCACCGAGGGAAAAGUAUUGAUUGCCAAGAAGAGUGAACUAGAGACACAGAGAGCAAUCACUUCAGCUUGGAAGAAGUUUGUGAUGGAGAAGAAGAAGACGAAUGGUGUUUGUUAGAGCCCUGUUUUCGAUCAAUUUUAGCAGACCAAUCUCUGCGUUUCCACAACCUUUGGUAGGCACAAAUUUUACUACAAUCUUAAUUAUCCUGGUAUGACAAUUAUCGUUCAUGAAUGCUCAUAAAGUUUUAACUGGUGUCAUUUAUUCUGUUUUAUCAAUGCAAGUACGUUCUUGUGUUCCCAAAAAUUUGUUUUGGAUAAGUUGGUUCAAGUAAAUGUGUUCCAGUGC
Molecule: messenger RNA, 1818 nt
Organism: Vigna unguiculata (cowpea)
Lineage: Eukaryota; Viridiplantae; Streptophyta; Magnoliopsida; Fabales; Fabaceae
Product: glutamate decarboxylase 1-like
Biological process (GO): L-glutamate catabolic process
Cellular component (GO): cytosol
Molecular function (GO): glutamate decarboxylase activity; pyridoxal phosphate binding
Source: RefSeq, a predicted model, not a curated record